AUGCAUGCCUCGCCAUCGCCAGAACAAGCGCCACCGAAGCAGCCAAGUCGGCAUCGCAAAGAACAGCAGGUGCAGCCGCAGCCACGACACGGUGAGGAGCAGAAAAGCACGAACUCACUUCGUGCAAUGUCGUCGUCAUCGAAGACCACGGCGGCCGUGGUGAUACCAAUGCCAGCGCACAGGAAUCCGCCUGCCCAACAUCCAAAGGGACAGUGCGUGAAGCCGCAGUGUGUGCCGUAA
This is a messenger RNA of Gongylonema pulchrum, 240 nucleotides long. NCBI's taxonomy places the organism in Eukaryota, Metazoa, Nematoda, Chromadorea, Rhabditida, Gongylonematidae. The record is from the annotation of a GenBank genome assembly.